AUGUCGACGACGCUCCGAGGGAAGAUCCUGACUCCUCAGCUGAACCACACGGUGCUGGGGCUGUUGCGGGGUAACAUUAUCGUCGUCGCCAAAUACCUGUUCGUCGCCGAGGGAGAAGCCGAAUUGCUGGUGACCAAAGGUGACAUCCUCAAGCUCCUCGACCGCCCUGGCGACGGAUGGCUUUUGGUCAAGUUCAUCGACAAAGUACGCACCCCAGGACUUGUUCCCGCGUCCUACGUCGACAUUGCCGUCAACGAUGUCGUUCAUCCCAUUACCCUCCCUUGGCUUCAGGCCCAGCUGAACCAUGAAGUACCAGAGGAUAUACUCAGUGAUAUCAACUACAUCAAUGUCCAGACAAAAGGCCAGUCGCCAGUGACUGUCAACAACGCCCCGAUACCCGUGCUGGCCAGUGUCGCCAAUUGCUUAUUCUACAACCAGCGUAUAUGGUACCGUCUUGAUGUCGAGUAUAGCGAUGGCAUUAGGAUGUACCUGGCCCGCUACUACCAAGACUUUUACAACCUCCACAUUGCUUUAUUGGGUCUUCAGCAGCACGCCGAGGAGAUUGCCGGUGGGAAGAACGCCUCGAUAGCCCUUCCUAAGCUUCCCGAACCCAUACCACUGGGUGCUGAGCUGGCGCUGGAUGAGGAUAUCCCCCUUUUGUUGAAACGGUGCCAGGAUCUUAAUGGCUACAUCAACAAGCUCAUUCUGAAUAAGUACUACCAAAUGAGCCACGCUUUGUGUCAUUGGAUCAACACCAGCUCGGAUAACCGCCCUGGGUUCACUGAACUGAAGGAUGAUACGCCGUUCGAAAACGAUGUUAUCAACGAGAAAGUGCUUCCUGGCAGCACCGACUUGCUUAAGCGGUACCAGCUGCAAAACCCUCUGGAUUCUGCACCUCCUCAGCGAACCAAGCUGAAGAAUAUCUACAACCAUUACCAGCAGGCCGCCCAGUACACCCAAUCAGCAACUCCAACCCGUCUGGACCUGGCGCUUCUGAGGUCCAAAAGUAAAGGUGGCGGCGCCAUGCCCCCGCCUAACUAUCCGCCUUCGCAGGGAACAGAUUACCCCGACCCUACACCCCCAACUUUGGAGAGAAACCGCACCACUAGGCUGACCAGCGGUAGUCGAUCGAAACAGCUGGGGCCAUACCCUGCUCCAGUUGCUAGUGCAGGGCCUACCAAAAGCCCUAAGUUGCCCAGCCAACAGGCCAACCCUCCGCCAUUGCCCAACCAACAGACCAACCCUCCUCCGUUCCCCAACCAACUGCCGUAUCCCCAGGCACAUCCUCAAGCGCCGCCCCAGGCACCUCUUCCUCAUCAAGAUGAAGAUUAUUCCCCUCAGAUACCGCAAGCCCAGGGGCAACACCAUCACCAAGGGCCUGGAGAACAACACGUUCAAGGGCAACAGCAAGUAUACCCUCAAGUACACGGCCACCCGCCUGAGGCCACUCAGUACUUUCCAGCCAGCCAAAAUGAAGGUCUGGUGUUUUCUCCUGAUCCUCAUCAAAGCUAUAACCCCUAUACUGGUCAAGGCAAAACUACGGCUACGCCCCCUUCACAACUGGCACCACGAUUCCAUCCGCUUGAAAGUGACUCCCCCAUCCAACCACUCAAGCCUCACCGGAAUCCUCCCAGUCAAGCAAGCCAACCACCGGGGCAAAAUCAGUUUUUCCAAACUCCACCACAAGCACCUUCCCAAGGCUAUCCGUCACAACGGAAGCUUGAUGACCCGCAUUCGAUAGACCCUUUAACGCUGUAUCCUAACCCUGCAUCCCAGAACCGGCCCCAGCCGCAAAACCUAAUUCAGGCACAAUCGCUGUCUCGCGGUGCCGCUCAAGCAUACUCGACGCCGCUUCCUCAGAAUUCAGCAUUCACUCUGUCUGGUCAGCGUCCCCAAUCGCAACCCUACACCGGAGGUAGAAUCCAACCUCGGGGACAAAGCAACGGCAAUAUGUCACCGGUGAUUAACUCCGCGGGAGCUACCGGACAGUUUGGACUGAAUAAUCCCUUUAGUCCUAAUGCCAACGCGGUUAAUCCCGUGGUGGGAAAACUCAAGAAUAUGAGUGUAAGUCUGACGCUGACGACAACGCUGCUGCUGCUGCUGCUGCUGCCUGUGCAUCAGAACCUGCAGCUUGCCUCGACUCCUGGAACUACUCCUGGCACUACUCCUGGAAGUGGUAACCGCCACUUGUAUAUCAAGUGCAAGGUGGUUAACGAUCAAAACGAGAUUAUUGCUUUGAAAAUUGACAAAGGAGCUAUAACAUCUUUAGAUGAAUUCAAACUGUUGAUCAAGCAGCGUGUCCCUUUCAAUCAUCUUUACAUUCGCUUGCCUGAUGCGCAGACAUUUGAGAUAAUUGACCGUAUCAAUUUCAAUCUCCAAGAGUUUUUGCGACAGAACGAUCGAGUCAUGCUUAAAAUCGGUUAA
This is a messenger RNA of Diutina rugosa, 2424 nucleotides long. RefSeq lists its product as uncharacterized. NCBI's taxonomy places the organism in Eukaryota, Fungi, Ascomycota, Pichiomycetes, Serinales, Debaryomycetaceae. Bases 1 to 2424 code for a protein of 807 amino acids. Gene Ontology annotation, molecular function: protein binding; phosphatidylinositol binding. The record is from RefSeq and is a predicted model, not a curated record. The transcript has a single exon. Gene Ontology annotation, biological process: conjugation with cellular fusion. Gene Ontology annotation, cellular component: mating projection tip.